Messenger RNA from Candidozyma duobushaemuli, 1347 nucleotides. RefSeq lists its product as uncharacterized. Gene Ontology annotation, biological process: GPI anchor biosynthetic process; protein processing. The record is from RefSeq and is a predicted model, not a curated record. The transcript has a single exon. Gene Ontology annotation, molecular function: mannosyltransferase activity. NCBI's taxonomy places the organism in Eukaryota, Fungi, Ascomycota, Pichiomycetes, Serinales, Metschnikowiaceae. Gene Ontology annotation, cellular component: endoplasmic reticulum membrane; glycosylphosphatidylinositol-mannosyltransferase I complex. Bases 1 to 1347 code for a protein of 448 amino acids.
AUGAGGCAUAGAGUCACUUUCAUCCAUUCCAAAUCCUCAGAGGAGAAGGUCGUGAACACAAUCAAUGAUACCUAUGUGGGUCUUAAAGAAGACAUGGACGUCGCUCGUGAGGAUCGCUUUACAUUUCCCGCCCCAGAAUUCAAGAACGUGAAGUCGCUACGUUUGCAAGUCAACAAGGGUUACGACAACUCGCGUGUCACACUGCCGUUUUCAUAUCCUUACCAGAUCGGGCUGCAUUUCUAUGUGAAGCCGCUUGUGAUUUCUUCUGUAAAGGAGAGAGAGGAGUUCUACGAAAACAGUGCUAAGUUAAUUAAAGAUUACUUCGGUGUUGAGCCAGAUGUUCAGACCUGGAUUCCUUCUCUCAGUGCUCUUUACUUCCAUGUACAAGAGCCAUUGGCAAUGGCCUUCAAGAACGUCGAACCAAGCUUAGCUGAUGCGAAUGGAGAUUGGUCUUGCUUAGAUUACCAUUCUAGCGACGGGACGUCAUCAUUGAAGCUCUUUUACCCAGAUGCGAAGGAGAGAAUCGUCGAUGUAAGCAAUACAUCAGACUUCACGGAAGUAGGAAUCUUUGCCAUUGACUCACCUUCUUCAAGAGACAACAUCAUUCUCUCUGGUGCCAGGGUGGUCAUGAACGACGAGCCCGAUCAGGAUUUGGUCCAGAGGACACUUUUCCACGUCAAACCAAGACACAGGUAUCUCGAGCCAAUUGAUCUUUCUUACAAGCCAAAUGGAUUGCACCCGGUUAUCUCCUUUGGUGAUGCUCCCGAACACCUAGUGGACGAGGAUAUUAAGAAUUGCAUCCUAUACUCAUACUACACCCUCGAGAAGUCGAUAUUCCUCGAUCCAUAUCAGAUUCCCCCAGGUUUUGAUAUCCUUGCAAACUAUGGUACAAAAGAUUUGGAAUUACCUGAGUAUUCCAUCAACCAGUGGGGAAACGAGGUUUUAGUGGAGCAUAAAGAUACUACUAGUUUCCCUUUCGACCUCACAUUGCACACUCGUUACCAGGUACCGGAUGCCGAACAACAUAAACACACAGCUCUCGAUAAGCCUGUUGUGUUCUACGCUUGCGAAGCUCUCGUUGACCCAUAUCUCUUGAACAAUUCUCCGUUCGAUAACAAGAGGGCACCAGGAGGAAGUUUCGAAAAGUUCUUCACUGAUGACACCAUUUUCUACCAUGCCCUGAAGCAUGGGUACUUUGAUGUUGACAUCCCGAGGGCCACUUUUGAUGCAAAUGCAACAAAUAUCGUGACAUUACUUUCACUUCUUUUGGGAGUCUCAAUUAUCUUUUACAAAGUCUUCAGAAAAGUGUCCUCACAGAAGACUCCAAACUUGAAAAAGACAGAAUAA